This is a messenger RNA of Stomoxys calcitrans (stable fly), 1190 nucleotides long. It is a transcript of the gene rnh1, whose product is annotated as ribonuclease H1. Lineage: Eukaryota; Metazoa; Arthropoda; Insecta; Diptera; Muscidae. The coding region runs from base 79 to 1086 and encodes 335 amino acids. Gene Ontology annotation, biological process: DNA replication, removal of RNA primer. The transcript is spliced from 6 exons. The record is from RefSeq and is a predicted model, not a curated record. Gene Ontology annotation, molecular function: nucleic acid binding; RNA-DNA hybrid ribonuclease activity; magnesium ion binding.
UUGCAUUUUGGUUUCGGCAUUUUUUUGUUCCGGCCGCUGAGGGAGAUUAAAGUUUUAGUUUUGUGGCCGUAAAAGUAAAUGAAUAUUGCAAACUCCUUCGUAAAUCAAAUACCAAGACGAAUUAUGUCCUAUUAUGCAGUGGCAAUUGGCCGAGAAAUUGGCAUAUAUGAUACGUGGUCAAAAUGCGAGGAGAAAAUAAAAGGAUACAGGGGAGCACGCUAUAAAAAAUUCCCUUCAUUGGAGGAUGCCAAAUCAUUCAUAUAUGAACACCACAAACAUAGACUCAGUUGGGAGGAUAUUGCAAAAUAUGCCGAAAAGUAUGAGGACCCCAUGAAAAAAGUGGCGCCAGUGGCUGCACCGAUAACAAUGCCAGUGGAAGAUUUUUGGCCUCCCAGUGAUGGCGAUACUUAUGAUGAAAACCAAAUAAGCGAUCAUGAUUUGUUAAUGGCUUUGGCAGAAGUUGAAGGAUUGCCAGAACCCAUGAGGGCACCAAAGCGUAAGAUGGAAUCCAUUGCCAGCAGUUCGACAAGUAAAAUACCCAAAUAUGAAUCGACGGAUUGUCAAUCGACUGGUUUAAAGCACAUAGGCAACUUUGAGUUUCACAUUGAUGCCGAGGGCUAUGUUAUAGCUUAUACUGAUGGUUCCUGUUUUAAUAAUGGCCAAGCUAAUGCCUGCGCUGGUUAUGGAGUGUAUUUUGGAGACGAACAUCCUCUUAACAUUGGAAAGCCUGUAGAGGGUAGAGUCACCAAUAAUGUUGGUGAAAUUCAGGCUUCCAUUUAUGCCAUAAAGACGGCAAAAUUAUUGGGCAUCAAAAAAAUUGUUAUUUGCACAGAUUCCCAGUUUCUUAUAAAUUCUGUAACGCUUUGGAUGAAGGGUUGGAAAGCCAAAAACUGGAAAUUAAGAAACGGUGACCCUGUUAAGAAUGUGGACGAUUUCAAACAAUUGGAUGAAUUACUCAGCGGAAAGGAGGUGGAUGUAAAAUGGAAUUAUGUAGCUGCUCACAAUGGCAUUAAAGGCAAUGAAAUGGCCGACAGCUUGGCUCGACAGGGAUCUGAAAUCUAUAAACGUUUGCAUUGGAAUAAGUGAAUGUGGAUAUGCAUUUAAAUUUUUAUUUAGGAUAACAUUUGAAUCAGACAUUAAGAUCAGAAAUUAAAAUCGGUAAACCAAUUUCUCUGUGUGGUACAAAAGUA